AGAUGAAGCAACAUCGUCUUCUUACUUUGCCUCACAGAGAGAAAAAGUGGGCGAGUGAUAGAAUGAAGGCAAGGAAGGUGGUACUAUUCCCCACUCCCGGCGCCGGCCAUCUCGUCGCCAUGGUCGAGCUUGCCAAGCAGAUUCUCCACCAUUCCGGCCACACCCUCUCCAUUACCAUCCUCCAGAUCCACCCCCCUUCCACCUCGCCGCUCAACUCCUCCAAUACCUCCACCCACGUUCAGGCCGUCGCCGCCUCCGGUCUCGACAUCAACUUCGUGGAUCUCCCACCCUCCGAUUACGACCCAGAAGGUGAGGGCCUGAUGCAGACCCUAAGCUACAUAGAGUCACAGAAGCCUGCCCUUUCGAGGACUCUAACAUCCAUUUCCGCCGUAACCACCGUUUCCGCCAUUGUCCUAGACAUGUUCUGCAUCGGCGUGGCCGGCGUUCCCGCCGAGCUGGGCAUCCCCACUUACGUCCUCUACACCUCCGGCGCCGCCAUGCUGGCCACAUUUCUUUACUUGCCAACGCUGGACAUGAAAUAUGACCGUGAUUUCAGAGAAUUGAAGGAGUUGAUCCACAUACCCGGCCGGUCUCCGGUUCCUGCUUCGGCCAUGCCGAUUCCUCUUCAGGAGAAGAAAUCCCCGAGCUACCAAUGGUUUAUUAGGGCCGCAGAGCUGUACUCGAAGCUGGACGGGUUACUUGUGAACACCUUCGAAGGUCUGCAGCCCACACCCAUCAAAGCUUUAACGGAUGGGCUAUGCACGCCAGGGAGCAGAACCCCUCCCAUUUACCCCGUGGGACCCUUGCUCGGCUUGCGACCCGAGUCGCCGGAGCACGAUUGCAUCAAGUGGCUCGAUCGGCAGCCGCACGCGUCGGUGGUGUUCAUGUGCUUCGGCAGCAUGGGAGCAUUCUCGCCGGAGCAGAUCGCCGAGAUCGCGGACGGGCUAGAGCGCAGCGGGCAAAGGUUCCUGUGGUCGAUUCGCAUUCGGCCCAGUGGCGCCUCGCAGUUCUCGGAGCCCGAGGACGUGGACCCGAGGGAGGUGCUGCCUGAGGGCUUCUUGGAACGAACCAAGGAGAAGGGACUAGUGUGGCCGAGGUGGGCGCCGCAAGUCGGGAUCCUGUCGCACCCGGCUGUCGGUGGUUUCGUGUCGCACUGCGGGUGGAACUCGACGCUGGAGAGCGUGUGGUUCGGCGUGCCGAUGAUCUCGUGGCCGCUCUACGCCGAGCAGAGCAUGAACGCCUACGAGCUGGUGAAUGACUUGGGGCUGAGCUUGGGAGUACUCAUGAAAGAAGAAGGUGGUGGGCUGGUGAAGGGCGAAGAACUGGACAAGGCAGUGAGAAGCUUGAUGGAAGGUCAGGAAGGGAAGAAGGUGAGGGAGAAGAUGAAGGAGGCGAAGAACAUGGCAAGAAAGGCAGUGGAAGAAGGAGGCUCGUCGUAUUCGGCUUUGGCUUCGUUGGUUCAGAAAUGGACCAAAGGCCAUUGAGAUAGGCCUUCAUUGGGCUAAGCCUCUGCUCUGCCACAUGCAGGUGUCACGUUAGUUACGAAGAUAUUAUUAGGAUUAUGAGACAAUUUGUAUCUUUCAUAAUUUGAGUUUUUGACAUUCAAAACAUUUUCAGACUACAUGACAAAAGGCCCGUUUUGCCUGUUCUCAUGAUAGAUGUCAUAAUCCCUUUCGUCCUUGUGCGUUCUUAAAAUUCAUAGAUAGUAGUCUUGCUUUUUGUGAGUUCUUAAAAUUCAUAGAUAGUAGUCUUGCUUUUCGGGCAAGGGAGAGGUUCAUACCUACUACUGUUUGGAGCAAGGUCCUAAGGCCCUUCAUUUCCCCUCCCUCUAGGGUUUUGAACUACAUUGGCGUCCAAUAGUAGUGGAGAAUCUUUCAACUUGGAUAACGUGAUCUACUAUCUUAAAACACAAAUGCAUAAUGUCUAUGAAAAUCAAAUAGAUAUGCCUUUUCACAGGCACCUAGCCCAA
This is a messenger RNA of Nymphaea colorata (pocket water lily), 1969 nucleotides long. RefSeq names its product UDP-glycosyltransferase 88B1-like. The record is from RefSeq and is a predicted model, not a curated record. Gene Ontology annotation, molecular function: UDP-glycosyltransferase activity. The transcript has a single exon. Lineage: Eukaryota; Viridiplantae; Streptophyta; Magnoliopsida; Nymphaeales; Nymphaeaceae. The coding region runs from base 3 to 1484 and encodes 493 amino acids.